AAUUUGUUAUUCUCAGAUCAUGAAGAAGCAUUUGUUGAAAAUUUUAUUUUUCAGCAUUGUUAUUUGCACUAGCCUUAGUAUUGCAUUACACUAUCAUCAAAAAUUAGAAAAAAGGGAAGAAAAUGUAUUUGUAGAAUUGACAACCUCUCGGGUAUUGGAUUCACGUAAAAUUGAUCCUUACACCAUACAAACUCGUGAGUCAGGAAAGGAAAGUCGUUUUAAUUCUGUAACAAUAAAAGAAGAUUUAACUGCAAAGACUAUUUCAACCACUUGGAUAUCAAAUAUACACAAGAUUGAUCCCUAUAUCAUACAGACUCAUGAGCCAGCCAAGGAAGAUCGCUUUGAUCCCACUGUUGCAAAUGGAUAUGUUGGAUACAGAGUUUAUGGUGAAACUAUUUAUAAAAAUGGAUUAUACAAUGGAAGAGAAGGAAAUUCACACCGAGCUCGCAUCCCUGGCACUUUGCCAUAUGUUGUAAAGUCAAGUUCAACAUUUGAAACGAAUGGAAAAGUAUAUAAGCUUGGUUCUGAUAAUUUGUAUUUGUUAAAUAUGAAAUUGGGAUUCUUUUCAGAAAAAUAUAGUUUCAUUGAUGAGAAUACCAACGAAAAUAAUGUCUUAUGUUCGAUUUCACAAAACUUCUACGCUCAUAAAGUUCUUACAAGACUUCUUAUAACUGAAAUAAUCAUCAAUUUUAAUUCAAAAGGAUCUGUUGUUUUGCCUCUCAAUGUACGGUCCGGCAAUGAAAGUCAGGAUAUUAAGUUUAAUUAUUUUAAUAGAAAAAACUUUGAGGCAAGCAAUGCCAUUGCUGUAUGUGGCAACACACUUGUACCUGAGCAAGAAGAUGGAAAAUUAUUACCUGUUUGCUAUUGUUCAACCGAUGUUCCUAAAAAUAUUUCACUUGAAGGAGAAGUUGGGGAAAAGUAUUCAUUCACAUUUAUAACCAGUAUAUCUGACAGUUUAGAUGAAGCAAAAGACUUCUACAUCUUGGGAUUGAAGUUAUCAAAUAAUGGGACUUUAUUUUCAAGUCAUUGUAAUGAAUGGUUGAAGACUUGGGAAUAUGGUUCUUUACUUAUUAAAAGUGGCAAUAUUACUCAAAUGCAUUCUACAGUGUCUGGAUUAUAUUAUUUGCUUAGUGCUUUUCCACCAUUAUCGUCAGCAAAACAUCCUUACGAAUUUUUUGGUGUAAGUCCUGGUGGCUUAACAAAUGGUGGCAAGGACCAGGACUAUCUGGGUCAUGUAUUUUGGGACCAGGAUUUUUGGAUGCUACCGGCCCUUCUGCCAUUAUUUCCUGAAGCAGUGAAGCAUGGAAUCGAAUACAGAGUUGCAAGAUUAUGGGCUGCAAAAGAAAAGGCAUUAAAUCUUGGAUUUCGAGGGGCCAUGUAUCCAUGGGAAAGUGCUUAUACUGGAUUAGAUGUUUGUCCCGGCAUUUCAUAUGUGAAAUAUGAGCAACAUGUUACUGGUGACCUAAUUCAUAUUCUCCGUCAGUAUGUGUAUUUGACAGGUGAUUGGGAUUUUUUGUUUCAAAAAAUUCCAGACUCUCGAAACAAUGAGAAGUUUGUGACACCAUGGGAUGUUAUUUAUGAGACUUGUUUUUGGCUUUCAAGAACACAGUGGUCUGAAAAGUACAACGCUUUUGUCAUCGAUAAUGUCAUGGGACCUGAUGAGUAUCAUUCGCCAGUAAAUAACUCUGCAUUCACCAAUGAAGUCGCAUUACAAAAUAUGAAUUUUGCAAUCCAAGUUGCUGACAAAUAUGACUUGCCUCUGCCAGAACGAGAACAUUUCAAAAAAGUGAUAGAAGAUAUGCUCAUACCAUAUGAUGAUGAGCUUGACUAUCAUCCUGAAUUCACAGGUUAUAAUCAUACAACUGAUAGAGUAAAGCAAGCCGAUGCAAUAAUGCUUGGCUUUCCUUUGAUGAGCAAUAAUAACUCCAUAAUUUCGCGUAAAAAUGAUCUUACUAUUUAUGGUAAUACUACAGUUUCUGAUGGUCCUGCAAUGACUUGGAGUAUGUUUUCCAUUAACUGGAACUCAAUGGGUGAACAUUCGAAAGCUGAUAAUUACUUUUUACAUCAGUACAAUAACAUUCAGCUGCCUUAUCAAAUAUGGUCAGAAGAACCUUCUGGAAACGGAGCUGUGAAUUUUUUGACAGGAAUUGGAGGUUAUCUCCAAAGCAUACUGUAUGGAUAUUUAGGCCUUAGAAUUUAUAGUGACAACAUUGUCCUAAAUCCCAGAAUUCCUCCAGGAUUGGACAGUAAAUCAGUGACUAGUCUACAUGUCAUUGGUCUCAAAUUUAAUUGUGCUGUUUUAGAUGUAAUUGUACAAAAAACUCAUUUUGAUAUAGCGCUCAAAGGUUUUCGUAACAAUAAGCAAUGUACAGUCCUAUUGAUAUCAAAUGGUUCUUCUCAUGAGUUAUCGAACAUUGGUGAUAAAUAUUCGCUCAGUCUGACUAUAUGCAAAAUUAUGAUGAAGUGAAUGUAAUAUAAGUAGAAGAGCAGUGCUUAACCACUCAUAUCUAGGCUAUGUCGUCAAUUAUAAAAUGCAUACAUAAUCAAAAAUAUUUCUAAUCUGAAUGUACCGAUAGGUUAUUUUCAUAUGAGAAUUUUGAAAAAAUCUGUAUAUAAUUAUGAUAUUGAUAGAUCUAAUUCCCAAAGUGUAGAAAUACCAAAAAAUCAACCAGCAAAUCCUUUGGUUCUAUAGUACAUUUUUUGUGAUUGAGUAAAGUCAGUUUUUAACUCUUGCCUGAUGUGAUUUUUACUUAAAAUUACACAGUUUUAUAAUACAGUAAUAUUUGCGAAAUCUUCCUUCAUUAUAAUUGCAACGUUGCAAGUUGAGUGUCAAUAGUCUGAAGUGCUAUGUAUCAGCCAUAUAUAUAACUAAAUUCUUGGUGCUUUCUCAGUAUUAUGUACUCUUGUAGUGUGUGUACCAAGUUAUGGUUAGGCCAUAAUUUCAUUACGGAGACUGUCUAUUUUAGCCAAGUAAAUAUAUCCAUCCCCCUGGCCCUGCCCAUAGGUUUCAGUCCAUUUACACAACUUGAUGUAACAAAUUAGUAACCUCCAUAUUGGUACGCACAUCUCUGGAGCACCAAUUCGUAUUGCAAUGUUGAUUUGGAUCUUGUUCAUCUGAUUAUAAAAAUUUCAUACUAACAG
This is a messenger RNA of Styela clava, 3141 nucleotides long. Its product is annotated as protein-glucosylgalactosylhydroxylysine glucosidase-like. The record is from RefSeq and is a predicted model, not a curated record. Gene Ontology annotation, biological process: carbohydrate metabolic process. Gene Ontology annotation, molecular function: hydrolase activity, hydrolyzing O-glycosyl compounds. Lineage: Eukaryota; Metazoa; Chordata; Ascidiacea; Stolidobranchia; Styelidae.